This is a messenger RNA of Apiotrichum porosum, 1731 nucleotides long. RefSeq lists its product as uncharacterized. NCBI's taxonomy places the organism in Eukaryota, Fungi, Basidiomycota, Tremellomycetes, Trichosporonales, Trichosporonaceae. Gene Ontology annotation, cellular component: membrane. Gene Ontology annotation, molecular function: transmembrane transporter activity. The record is from RefSeq and is a predicted model, not a curated record. Gene Ontology annotation, biological process: transmembrane transport. Bases 1 to 1731 code for a protein of 576 amino acids. The transcript is spliced from 10 exons.
AUGGACGAAGGUAGUCCCACGGCGCGGACGCGCAUGUUUAUUACGGCGGUGGUUGUCGGUCUUGCUAGCGGCUCCAACUAUGUUUAUUCUGGCUACGCGCCGCAGCUCGCCUCGACUCUCGACAUUACGUCGACAGACUCGAACUUGAUCGGCCUGGGCGGUAACCUUGGCAUGUAUAUUACAGGUCCCAUUUGGGGCCUUGUCGUCGACCGUCGUGGUCCGCAGCUUCCGCUACUCUGUGCCUCUGUUCUCAACUUUGUUGGCUACACAGCUGUUCGCGCGUUCUACAAUGGUAUCCUCCCGAUCCGCAGUGCACCCGACCAGCCCGCGGCCCGACCGCUCAUAUUCCUCCUCGCGCUGUUCAUGUUCAUGACUGGUUCAGCCGGCAGCGCGGGCUUGACAGCGGCCAUGAACGCCGUCGCCAAGAGCUACCCCGACCGCUCGCGCGCAGCGUACACUGGCGCCGUGCUCGCCGGUUUCGGCCUCAGCGCAUUCCUCUUCAGCAUGCUGGGCCACUUCAUCUUCCACGGCGAAGCAGGCGGUCUCCUGCUUCUCCUCUCCAUUGGCACCUCGGCACCCCACCUCAUCGGCAGCUUUAUCAUCAAGCCCUACCCGCCACCGGAGAGCGAGGACCAGCACGAGGUCCACGACGGCCAGCCACUCGAUGACGAGCAGGAGUGUGCCCUCGCGCGCCAGGUGUCUCUCAGCGCCACGGCCGAGGGCCAGGUCUUUGGUCGUCGUUCGUCCGAGCUUGACGUCGAGCUCCUUGACGACUCACCAUCUGCCUCCGACCCUCUCAUUCGCAAACCACCCCACAACCGCAGCGACUCGACUGUGUCCCUCCCCCCGACCCAGAUCCACUUCACGCCGCUGGAAGCGAUGCGGAAAACGGACUUCCACAUUAUCUAUGCCGUCCUGGCGAUUCUCUGUGGAGUGGGGCUCGAGUGGAUCAACAACGUUGGCGCUGUGACGCUCGCUCUCGCCCGAGACGGAUGGGACUAUGACUCGCACCUGGUAGCCGAAUACCAAGCAAGGCAGGUGGCGACCAUUUCAGUGUUCAACUGCCUCGGCCGUAUCCUCGGUGGCGUCAUGUCGGAUACCCUCAAGCUCCGCUUUGGUAUCAAGCGCAUCUGGUUCCUCCCACUGGUUGCGCUCAUGUUCCUUGGCUCCGAAAUUGCCGUGCUCAACACUACAGAGGUGGCCCACCUGUGGCUCGUCUCUGCAUCCUUGGGACUGGCCUACGGAACCCUCUUCAACGUCAUGCCCAUGCUUGUGCUGGAGUGGUUUGGUAUGACGUACUUCAGCAGUAAUUGGGGAUUCGUCUCCACCGCCCCCAUCAUUGGCGGUAACGUAUUCAACCUCAUCUUCGGCCGGGUGUAUGACUCGAACACUGUGGGCCGUGUGGGCGCACCAGAGGGAAUUGUGUCAAGCGGGGUGAACUUGCUCCGCUCGCACACACGUGCCGCGGCAGUUCUCGGCCAUUUGACGCCCCGGUCUGCCGUUGCCGCUGCGGCUGUGGCAGCGACGGCCCCGGUGGCGCCUGGAGGAGGUGGUGGUGGGGACCGCGCCCAUGAGUGCCUCCUCGGUCCAGCAUGCUUCACCACCGCGUUCCAGAUCAGUGCGCUCGGCUGCAUUGUGGCCUUGGGACUGAGCAUUGUGGCGGGCGUGAGGCGUGAGCGUGCUGCCAGGCGCGACAAGCUGGCUCGUGCGGCUCGAGUUGUGCCUUCAUAA